AUGCCUCGUGAGCUUCCCAAGUUCAAUGGCGAUCCACAGGAGUGGCCUAUCUUCUACAGUUCUUUCAAGAACACGACGGAAGUGUGCGGAUAUACCGACGCGGAGAAUUUGGCCCGUCUACAACGGAGUUUGGGAGGUUCCGCAUUAGAAGCCGUACGAAGUCGUCUGCUGUUACCAGCGUCUGUUCCGUAUGUGAUGAAUACGCUCCACAAACUCUACGGGCGGCCGGAGAUUCUGAUCAGUUCGCUUCUGAAGAAGGUAAGGAACGUGCCAGCCCCCAAAGCGGAGCACCUGAAUACGAUUGUGGCCUAUGGUUUGGCCAUUCAGAACUUGGUCGAUCACAUAAUCUUGGCCGAUCAGCAAGCACAUUUGGCGAACCCAAUGCUGCUUCAGGAGUUGGUCGAUAAGUUGCCCACAUCUCUCAAGAUGCAGUGGGGAACCUACAAGCAAGGCGUUGCAUAUGUCAACCUGGCGACAUUCAACGGUUUCAUGGCAGGCCUUGUUAACUUGGCGUCGGAGCUCACUAUCGACGUGGACUGCGCACAGAACCAACACAAGCAAGUUCGCGUGGAGAAGCCGAAGCCAAGGGAGAAGUUGUUCACUCACGCCAACGAAUCGUCCGAUGCCCUCAAGAAGGAGAAGGACACGUCGACAGAAAGGUCUGUUUCAAAAGCCUGCUCGUAUUGCGGAAAGGACAACCACCAGAUCCUGAACUGUUCCAGUUUCAAGUCCUUGGAUAUAGGAGCGAGGUGGAAAGCCAUGCGUCAGAAAAAUCUGUGUCGUCUGUGUUUAGUACCGCAUCGGAAAUGGCCAUGCCACUCGAAAAAGGAGUGUGGCGUGGAUGGCUGUCGUUUUCGGCAUCAUAUGCUGUUGCACAGUAACCAGACAAGCCGAAGCGAAUCCGCUGAGACAACGAAGCCAACCGAAGCGAUACAGCACAACUACCACCACACGAAGUCGUUCUCUCUCUUCCGUUAUCUGCCAGUCACGCUUUACGGAGAUGGGAAACAAGUGGAAACCUACGCGUUCCUGGAUGACGGAUCAUCGUCGACUUUACUGGAAGAGGCAAUUGCAGUUCAGUUGGGGAUUGAUGGAGAGCCGGACAACCUUUGGUUAGGAUGGACCGGAAAGAUCGGCAGACAUGAGAAAAGUUCCAAAAGGAUCAGCGUGGAGAUUUCCGGAGUUGGAAAGCAAAACACAUUCCAGUUGAGUAACGUACGGACGGUUCGUGAGCUAGGACUUCCCAGUCAAACGUUAAAUUAUUCCGAGCUGUCAAGAUCCUAUCCACACCUGCAAGGUCUUCCAGUCAAGAGUUACGUGAAUGCAAGACCCAGUAUGAUCAUCGGUAUCGAGCACGUGCAUCUUCUUACCAGUCUGAAGCUUCGCGAAGGCGGAAGGUGCGAUCCAGUUGCAACGAAAACUCGCCUCGGCUGGUGCGUCUACGGAAGAAAUUCUGGAAGUGAAGGAUCCGUGGAACAGCUGAAUCUGCACGUCGGUCAGGAGAUGAGUAACAGUGAUCUGUAUGAUUCGAUGAAGAAGUUUUUCGCCGUUGAAGAAGCUGUGGUCACGAAGCACUUUGAGUCCGACGAAGAUCAGCGAGCUCGCAGCAUAUUGGAGGAAACUACAGUUCGCCGAGGAUCAAGAAUCGAGUCAGGUUUGCUGUGGCGAAAGGACAAUAUCUACUUUCCCGAGAGCUACAAGAUGGCGAUGAACAGACUCCUGGGGUUGGAAAAGCGUCUGUCCAAAGAUUCGGAACUUCGACAAAGAGUGAAGGAGCAGAUCAACAGCUAUGAGCAAAAGCAGUACAUCAGUAAGGCUUCACAGGAAGAGGUAGGCAGUCUGGAUACUCGACGUGUCUGGUUUCUACCGCUGGGAGUAGUUAUCAAUCCCAAGAAGCCUGGCAAAAUUCGGAUGGUAUGGGAUGCGGCCGCAAAAGCACAUGGAGUCUGCUUCAACGACAUGCUGCUCAAGGGUCCUGAUCUUCUUGUGUCGCUAGUGGACGUUUUGCUGCGAUUCAGACAGGGGAAAGUCGCCGUGUGCUCUGACAUCCGGGAAAUGUUCCUCCGAAUCCUAAUUCGCGAUGAAGACAGAUGGUCGCAGUGCUUCCUUUGGAGAAGUAAUCCGGAGGAAGAAGUACAAGUCUACGUGAUCAACGUGGCGAUGUUCGGUGCAACCAGCUCGCCAUGUACAGCGCAGUUUGUGAAGAACUGGAAUGCUUCUGACUACAGCGAACAAUAUCCCAGGGCAGUAGAAGCAGUGACCAAGAACCACUACGUGGAUGACUUCCUCGACAGCGUCAACUCGGUGGAAGAAGCAGUACAUUUGGUACAGCAAGUGCAAGAUAUCCAUGCAGCAGCCGGUUUCCAGUUUGGAAAGAUACUGUCCAACGAGAAGGCAGUGCUAGACCGACUAGGAGAGACGAGUACAGCGAUCAGUAAACCACUGCCAGUAGACAAAGACCGAAUAUGCGAACGUGUUCUGGGCGUCACAUGGAUCCCGUCGGAAGACGCAUUCACAUUCAACCAACAGGGAUUGGAGGAAGUAUUAGGUGCCGAUUGGGCAGCACCAACGAAGCGACAAGUCCUGCGUAUUGUGAUGAAGCUCUACGACCCCUUAGGAUUCAUUGCACACUUCGUCGUCCAAGGGAAGAUCCUGAUGCAGGAGAUUUGGCGAACAGGUACUAGCUGGGACGAGCCUAUUGCGGACCAGCCACGUGAGCUUUGGAUAAGAUGGAUCGAACAGUACCGGCAGAUCAACGAAGUCAACGUUCCUCGCUGCUUCUUCAAGGAUUUCUGUCCGCAGCAAGUCAGCGAUAUUCAGGUCCAUGUGUUCACAGAUGCGAGCGUGUCAGCUUGUGCGUGUGUGGCCUACCUUAGAACGACGGUGGACGGAGAGAGUCAGUGUUCGUUGAUUGCAGCAAAGACAAAAGUUGCACCUCUACGAACGCUAUCCAUCCCACGUUUGGAGCUUCAGGCUGCCAUGAUGGGUUCCCGUCUACUGCAGAACAUCUGCUCAGCCCUUAGCAUCGAUAUCCACAGACGUUUCCUUUGGUCAGAUUCAGCAACAGUUCUUGCUUGGCUUCGCUCCGAUAGUCGUCGGUAUCAUCAGUUUGUGUCUUUCCGGGUUGGCGAAAUUCUGUCGUUAACCAGUGUGGAUGAAUGGCGCUACGUUCCUUCUCGUGAAAAUGUUGCGGACGAUGCCACGAAAUGGAAUGGGGGGCUUUCAUUCGACCCGAGUUGCCGUUGGUACCAGGGUCCAGCAUUUCUGCAAGAUCCGGAAAGUCAGUGGCCUACAGAACGGCCAGGAGAUACAAGGGAAGCAGAUGUGACCCCCGAAGAAAUUCGCCUCGUUGCAGUACACCGAACAGUAGUGGAAGUGAUAGAUAUUGAACGAUUUUCCAACUGGAACCGACUGCUACGUGCGACAGCAUAUGUUCACCGAGCUGUAGCAGUAUGGAAGCAUACAACGAGCGGGACAAGAUCGCUUAAAGUACUCAGCCAGAGUGAAUUUGCGAAAGCUGAAGAAACACUUUGGCGGCAGGCGCAAGCACAGGUGUAUCCGGAUGAAGUUCAGCUGUUGGAAGAAGGACGAAGUGUGGCAAAAGGCAGUUCAAUUCGUGCGCUGUCUCCUUUCCUGGACGAAAAAGGAAUUCUAAGGGUUGGCGGCAGAAUCGAACAAGCUCCAUCGAUUUCAUACGAAGCGAAGCAUCCAGUCGUGUUGCCGAGAAGUCAUCGGAUCACAUACCUCGUUGUGCUCAGCUUCCACCAGCAGUUCCUGCACGCGAACACCGAGACAGUGUGCAACGAGUUGAGGCAACGGUUCUACAUUCCGAGGAUGCGAACAGUAGUGCGGAGCGUAUGUCGUAGCUGUCAGUACUGCAAGAUUAAGAAAGCAGCUCCAGUUCCACCGAUGAUGGGACCGCUUCCGAAAGUUCGUCUGACUCCCUUCGUCCGUCCAUUUACGUACGUCGGCGUGGACUACCUGGGUCACUUCGAAGUAAAAGUCGGUCGCAGUAUUGUGAAGCGGUGGAUAUGUUUGUUCACGUGUCUCACAGUUCGAGCUGUUCAUCUGGAGCUAGCACACAGUCUGUCAACGAAGUCUUGCGUAAUGGCGUUUAGGCGUUUCGUGAACCGACGAGGAGCCCCGAUGGAAGUAUUCUCGGAUAACGGAACCAACUUUGUGGGAGCAAGUCGUCAGUUAACAGAAGAGAUCCAGCGAACCAAGGCCAUCAACGAGGAUUGUGCGGCUACGUUCACCAACGCCCGUACGCAGUGGCACUUUAACGUUCCUGCAGCCCCGCAUAUGGGAGGUCCGUGGGAGCGGAUGGUGAAGUCUGUAAAAGUAGCAAUGGCAGCAGUAUCCGACAGUCCGCAUCAUCCGAGUGACGAGGUGCUCGAAACCAUAAUGUUGGAAGCAGAGGGGAUCGUUAACAGUCGUCCACUGACCUACGUUCCUUUAGAAGCAGCAGAUCAAGAAGCGCUCACUCCAAACCACUUCUUGCUGUACAGUUCAAGCGGCAUAAAGCAGCCAACAGCUGAUCAUUCAGUCAGUCUCCGAGACAGCUGGCCGGCAGUAAAGCUGGCAGUCCUGGAUGUUGCGAGCAACGACAAGAAGGAGGAUGAAGUCGCGCCGGAAACGGAAGUGGUUCACGGGGCGGGGGAUGUUACCGGCAACACUGUUAACCGCGAAACGACGGUGAAACCACCGUCCGCUCCCUCGCAACUGAGCGGCUGUCGCUGA
Molecule: messenger RNA, 4740 nt
Organism: Aedes albopictus (Asian tiger mosquito)
Lineage: Eukaryota; Metazoa; Arthropoda; Insecta; Diptera; Culicidae
Exons: 2
Coding region: 1-4740 (1579 amino acids)
Biological process (GO): DNA integration
Molecular function (GO): nucleic acid binding
Source: RefSeq, a predicted model, not a curated record